Uranotaenia lowii is the source of this 1187-nucleotide messenger RNA. Its product is annotated as zinc finger protein 830. Lineage: Eukaryota; Metazoa; Arthropoda; Insecta; Diptera; Culicidae. The record is from RefSeq and is a predicted model, not a curated record. Gene Ontology annotation, cellular component: nucleus; spliceosomal complex. Bases 107 to 1111 code for a protein of 334 amino acids. Gene Ontology annotation, molecular function: zinc ion binding; nucleic acid binding. Gene Ontology annotation, biological process: nuclear DNA replication; mitotic DNA damage checkpoint signaling; mitotic DNA replication checkpoint signaling. The transcript has 2 exons.
CAUCGCACGAGUUUCAAAGUGUUUAUAAACAAAUUGGUUUCGUAAAAAGUUUCUCAGUUUAUUUUUAUAUAUUUGGGUUCUUAACGUUUUAAUAAAACACCGGAAAAUGUCUGCUGCAUUUAAACUGGCGAAGAAAAAAUAUACGCAACAAGAUCUGCGUAGGAUUAUGAGCGAAACUAAAGCCACGGGUGGAAAAACACAAACCAGCUCACAAACCAAUCGGAUCGAUUCUCCGCUUGCAAAGUACAACGAAUCUGGACAGCUGACUUGUGCUUUGUGUCGAUCAGUGGUGCGUUCGGAAGCUGUCUGGAAAGUGCACAUCAAUUCAAAGCAACAUCGAGAAAAUAUCGAAGAGGCUAAAAAGCUGAAAGAGAAAAUAGGAUCUCAACCGGCACCUGUAAGUUCAAAUCCUCAACAACAGGAUGCAACAUCACUUCAAGGCUCGUUCAAAAGGCCAUCAUCUCCAAACGCACAUGAUGCCGAAAAGAAUAAGAAAGUAAAAGGAAUUUUGAAAAAUUAUGCCGUUCCAAAUGAAACCAACAAAACGGACCUUCCUUCUGAUUUCUUUGAUUCAGGAAGUAAAAUAAACAAAAACCUAGUUAACUUAAAACUUCCUUCUGCCAGCAGCGCUAAUCAGUUGCCAAAAGACUUGAAAGAUCCACCGGAAGGGCUCAAGCCUGCAGAUGAAGGCCAACCACAGGAACCGGAAGCAGAACUGCCGGAAGGAUUCUUCGAUGAUCCGAAAGCCGAUGCUAAAGCGCGAAACAUUGAAUACCGGGACCCCAACGACGAGGAGUGGGAACGUUUUCAGAAGGAAAUUAAAGAGGCCACCACCGAAUCGAUGGCCAUUAUCAAUGAAGAGCAAGAAGAAUCCACGACCGAGCGUCAAAUUAGCGAAAUAGACGAGCAAAUUAGAAACUGGUCCCGGGUGCUAGAUUUGGAGCGGAAAAAGGAUGAGGUACGCAGGAAGACGUUGCAUUCUAUGGAGGCGGGCGAACGAAUGGUCGUCGAGGUAAAGAAAGAGGAAGCCGGUAAUAGCGAUGAGGAUGAUGACGAUGGUCAAGAUUUUGAGGAGUUUCCCGAUUGGAGAGCAAAAAAGUCUUUCAAAUAGUCAAGCAAGUAAAGGAGAAACCUUGUUUAUAAAUAACUUCGUUAUAGAAACUGAAUCUAAUUUUCAUUCUACCUUA